AAGUGGAAAAAGAUCAUUGGCUUAGAUGCUGUAUUUGGAAGACUUAUUGUGAAAAUCAAAUUAGAUCAAUGGCUUAAAUGCUGGAGAAAAGUCGCUUAAAUGCGAGGAAAAAAAGUCGCUUAAAUGCGGGAAGAAAAUUCGCUUUAAUGCGGAAAAAAAAAGUCGCUUAAAUGCCGGGAAAAUUGCUUAAAUGCGGGAAGAAAAUUGCUUGAAUGCGCAGAAAAUGAAAACGCAGUUUCUAAAACGCAUAUUCGGUUGAAGAUGGAAAUUGUUCGACCAGAAAACCGUUAGAAGUGGCCAAGCGAAAAACUGAAGCAUCGCUUCAAUGUGUUAGUGCGAAUGCGGAAAAGAAAAAUAACGAAGAGGAAAGAAAGAGACAGAAACAACUCCAAAAAUGAGUCAUGUUUGCCAAGAUGUUGUCCUCAAAGGUUGUAACAGUUUAGGUAUUCUGCUAUAAAGAUUUGAUUGUUUUCGAAUUACCGUGUAUAAAUUGACAGAUGUUGCUAGCCGGAUAGAGAUGGUGUGUAAAGUAAACAACAAGGGAAAAGUGUUUAGAUCAACAAGAUGAUUCGUACGCUGGGGCUGCAGAUGAAGCAGUUUGAUUAUGCAGCUCACACUGACGAUGUGGGUGUGGAAUGGCGAAAGUGGUUGCUGUCGUUCGAGACGAUGAUCCGAGCGUCCCGCAUCGAGGAUGAAGAUUGGAAAAAAGAUCUGCUGCUGCACUAUGCCGGCCCAAAUGUUCAGCAGCUCUUCGGAACGCUGCCGGAGUUGCCCGGGGAAGAAAUGCGUGGGCCGUUGAUAAACAUCGAACACUACACGCCAAGUAUGACCAGCUACGAGGAAGCCUGCGCCAGACUGAAUGAGUUCUUUCUGCCCAAGGAAAACUCGACCUACGAGCGCCACAUUUUGCGGCAAAUGAAACAACGGCUCGGUGAGAGUAUUGACGCUUUUACCGUUAGACUGCGAGUUCAGGCCGAAAGGUGUGGAUUUGAUGAUCGGAUGGAGGAGCACAUCAAGGACCAAAUUAUUCAGACAAGCCAACCAGACACGCUGCGCCGAGAUUUGCUGAAGCGGGGCGACGCAAGUCUCGAAGAGAUAGUAAACGUUGUGAAGAUCUACGAAACCGUGGCGAAGCAGGACAAAUCUUUUGCGUCGGGAGAUGUUAAGCCAGCGGCAAGUGAGGUCAGCAAGAUUGAUGCUAAGCCUCCUCCGUCGGGUAACCGCAAACGAUUUCCGGAGAUAGCUUCGUCCGAGUGCCACCGUUGUGGAUUUGAAGGUCACGUGGCCAGUGAUGAGAGGUGUCCUGCCAGAGGACACAUGUGCAACAAAUGCGGUGGAAGGGACCACUUUGCGAGAAAGUGUCGAACGGCAAAGAAACCGUUCAGGCCUGGUGGAAACCGUUGGACCGGAAGUCACCCGAGAGCUUACGCCGCCAAGCAAGAUCGUUCUGAGGCGGAUUCCAGCACGGUGAAACACAUCGCUGAUAAGGACACGGAGUAUGUCUUUAACGUGACUUCAAGUAACGACGAUGGUGAGAUGCAAUGCGAAGUAGGUGGCGUUGGUAUGUGUGCGGUUAUUGACUCGGGCUCGAAGUACAACCUCCUGAGCCAAGGAGACUGGGAAAAACUCAAGGCCAAGAAGGUAGUCGUGUCGAAUCAACGCAAGGAGACGUCGAAGUCGUUCAAAGCGUACGGGGGGCAGCCUCUUCCGUUGCUGGGCGUAUUUACAGCUUCGCUCAAGAUUGGAUCCGUAACAGAACCGGCCGAGUUCUAUGUGGUGGAAGGAAACGGCAAGUUUCUUAUCGGUCGUGACACAGCUACAGCGAUGGGUGUCCUGCGAAUCGGUGUACCAGUUAACGAAGUGGACACUGAGUGCAAGCGGUUGGGCACCAUCAAAGGAAUUGUCGUAGACAUCCCGAUCAGGGCUGACGUAACUCCCGUUGUUCAACCGUACCGACGCAUACCGGUGGCGUUGGAGGCCAAAGUGGACCAGAAGAUUGACGAGCUGUUGAGCCAGGGUGUAAUCGAGCGAGUGAACGCGCCAUCAAAAUGGAUAUCUCCUGUAGUAGUGGUGCCAAAAGGCGACGACGUACGAAUCUGCAUUGACAUGCGACGAGCGAAUGAAGCUGUGGAAAGGGAGAACCACCCCCUACCGACCAUCGAAGAUUUUUUGCCACACUUGGCGAAGGCCAAGAUUUUCUCGCGACUGGACGUGAAGAACGCUUUUCAUCAGGUGGAAAUUUCUCAGAAAUCUCGAGAGAUUACUACUUUUAUGACUCGCAAAGGCUUGUUCCGGUACACGCGGCUCCUCUUCGGGAUUAAUUGUGCCCCGGAGUAUUUCCAGAAGUCGAUGGAGCAGAUCUUAAGUGGCUGUGAAGGAUGCUUGAUUUACAUUGACGAUGUUAUUGUUUAUGGAUCAGAUCGAGAGGAACACGACUUAAGGCUGCAGGAAGUUCUGGCGCGAUUUAAGGAGAGGAACGUGUUACUGAAUGAUAGCAAAUGUGUGUACGGAGUGACAGAGUUAACUUUUUUGGGACACGUGCUUUCUACGGAUGGAAUUAGACCUGACUCGGACAAACUUGAAUCGAUUCGAAACUUCCGUGAGCCUAGAACCGCCGAGGAGGUUCGGAGCUUUCUCGGCCUAGUUACUUACGUUGGAAAGUUCAUUCCUGAUUUGGCUACUUUGACUUUCCCGUUGCGACUUCUUACCAACCAGGUGUGCAAGUUCACAUGGGGAAGUGAGCAACAAGCUGCUUUUGAACGGUUGAAACACCACAUGAUGAACCCACGGUCGUUGGGUUUCUUUGACGUUGACGACCGCACCCAGCUGGUAGCCGACGCAAGCCCCGUCGGAUUAGGAGCUGUGCUUAUGCAGUUGAAUGACGCUGGCCCGAGAAUAAUCUCGUAUGCUAGCAAGAGCUUGUCCGAUACCGAGAGGCGGUAUGCACAGAUCGAAAAGGAAGCAUUGGCACUAGUUUGGGCGGUAGAGCGGUUCCAUUACUACCUGUACGGGCGGAAGUUUGAGCUGAUCACUGAUCACAAGCCGUUGGAAACAAUAUUCGGAUCACGCUCGAAACCGUGCGCAAGAAUCGAGAGGUGGGUCGUACGGUUGCAAGCGUACAAAGGUACAGUAAUCUACAAGCCGGGCAAAUCGAACAUCGCUGACCCACUGUCAAGGCUUGCGAUCACGGCUAACGCUACAGGCAUGACGUUUGAUGAUUGUGCUGAACACUACGUGCAGUGGGUUGCAUCGAACGCAAAGCCCGUUGCUCUGAAAUUGACGGAAAUUGAGCAGGCGUCCAAAACAGACUCAGCUAUACAGGCCGUUCGUGUUGCGCUGGAUGAAGGUGUAUGGGCAGAAGAAGCGCUCCCGUACAAGCUGAUUGCGGUAGAAUUGUGCUUUGCUGGCAGUAUCUUGCUGCGUGGAACUAGGAUGGUGAUACCCGAACAACUACGAACGAAGACCUUGGACCUGGCUCAUGAGGGUCAUCCCGGUAUGACGAUUAUGAAGCAAAGGCUGCGGGCUAAGGUUUGGUGGCCAAAGCUCGACGCACAGGUUGAACAAUACGUUAAGCAGUGCCGAGGCUGCACGCUGGUAGCAGCACCUUCGGCUCCGGAACCAAUGAAACGACGUGAGCUACCAUCUGGACCGUGGCAACAUGUGGCUAUGGACUUCCUUGGCCCACUUCCGACUGGUCAUUACCUCUUCGUUGUAGUUGACUAUUAUAGUCGCUACAUUGAAGUGGAAAUUAUGACAAAAAUCGAUUCGAAAGACACCAUCAAGCGACUGGAGACCAUUUUUGCUCGAUUUGGACUGCCGUUGAGUAUUACUGCCGAUAACGGUCCGCAAUUCAAAAGCGAGGAAUUCCGAGUUUACUGUGAAUCAAACAACAUUCAGCUGAUCACCACAACACCGUACUGGCCAGAGCAGAACGGCGAGGUUGAGCGCCAAAAUCGUUCUAUCCUGAAAAGGUUGAUUAUCAGCCAUGAAACAAACGCCGACUGGGUCGAGGAACUGAACAAAUAUCUGCUAAUGUACCGAUCGUCUCCACACUCAACUACCAAGAAAACACCAUCGGAGUUGCUGUUUGGCUACAACAUUCGUGAUAAACUUCCGGGUAUUUAUCAGCCGAAGGAAGUGGACGAAGCACUGGUUGAUCGUGAUCGAGAGAUGAAGGACAAAGGAAAGCAGUACGCGGACGAGAAGCGGCACGCUAAGCCAAACCCGAUUUCGGAAGGUGACGAUGUUUUGGUGAAGAAAAUGAGCAAGGCUAACAAAUUGUCUCCUAAUUUUGAAUCUGAACCAUUCAAAGUUGUAAAAAGGAAGGGAGGUGAUACGCUGAUAGCUUCAGAGUCUGGGGUCAAGUAUCGCAGACAUGUGACUCAUCUGAAGAAAAUCGAGAAACCUGUUUCAUCUGAUUCUGAUCAGAUCUCGGACGGAAACCAUCCCGGUCGCAGCGGACACCUCCCCGAUAACAGCACUACAAGGACCGGAUCCAGACGGGCUACCCGUCAGCCCGCCUACAUGCGUGAUUAUGUUCAUUCUGUACAGGAUUACUAAUUCAAAGAAAAGGGGAAGGUGGAUGUAGUAUCCUAGCUACCUUUAUAUUGAUAUACCUUGCUAAUAACAUGAGUGACACAGCCCUGUUCAUGAAACACACACACUUACAGAGAAAUAAUUAAACGGGGAUUCUUGUUCUGACCACCAAGCGUGCACAACGUGUUUUCUUUGAGCUCCGGAAUCUUCUCGAU
This is a messenger RNA of Culex pipiens pallens (northern house mosquito), 4751 nucleotides long. RefSeq lists its product as uncharacterized. The record is from RefSeq and is a predicted model, not a curated record. The transcript is spliced from 4 exons. Lineage: Eukaryota; Metazoa; Arthropoda; Insecta; Diptera; Culicidae. Gene Ontology annotation, molecular function: nucleic acid binding; zinc ion binding. The coding region runs from base 565 to 4560 and encodes 1331 amino acids. Gene Ontology annotation, biological process: DNA integration.